GGUUGUUGCGCCUGUCUUCCCGCAAUGACCUCAUAUCUCAUGCUUUCGUCCGGGAGAUCUCCACGACCAACAAGCCCCUGCGCCCUCUGAUUACGACAACAACAAGCGGGACCACUUACCUCUUGCCACCAGAUUUACCUCGGUUGUGUCUGAGCACCAAUCAUCGACAAAGACAGAUCGAACAACAACCUCAACCAAAAGACGCCAGCUUGAGAAUGCACGAUCCCUGGGAGGAAGUCUCCCAUCCCCGAGAAGCCAAGGAGCAUUUUGUUCAGUAUCUCAAGAAUGAGGUGUCUCAUCUCAACUUUUAUCGAUUGCACAUGCUCUAUUUCCUAGUCACCAUUCUCAUCUCAUCUGUCAUUGUCUACGGCGAAGGUUUGGCCAAUGGCGCUAAGCAGGUGGACGGAAAAGAGCUUAGGUAUGUUGAUGCGCUGUUUCUAUGCUGUAGCGCAAUGACAACGACAGGGCUUAAUUCUGUCAACUUAGGGGACCUGACGGCGUUUCAACAGGCUGUCCUUGCUGUAUUACUACUUAUCGGCAACGUAAUAUUCAUUUCAACGUUUGUUGUCAUUGUACGCCGACACUUUUUCCGCCGCAAACUGGCCGAUAUCGUGCAGCACUCACGGUCUGGCCGAAAAGUUGUUGAGGACCUCGAACAGCAGGAAGUUGGCCACGGUCAUCAUGGUAGUGGGCUACGCAAGCGGGCCACCCCUAAUGGCCAACACAUGACUGUGGAAAAGAAGUGCGGGAGAAAGGUCCCCCUAGAAGAAACAGAAAAGCCAAUCAGACGGCGUCAUUAUCACCACUCUGCCGGAUACGGAGCUUUUCCAUGGCCAUGGGAAACGCACACCUUCCAACACCUCAUCCGACGCCCUUUCCAUAAGCUCCACAAAGAGUGGCAAGUUCAAGAGCGCUCCUACAUAUCCUUCGAGCCCGAUCUCGAUGAGCGAGGGCGCUUCAGGAACCUUAAAGAACACGAAAGAGAAGAAUUAGGCGGCGUGGAAUAUCGCGCAUUAGAAACUCUUUUCUGGAUCCUAAUUGCUUUCCAACUGUUCUGGCUAGCGCUCGGAACCGCCUUCCUGGUCCCCUACUCCUACCGCAGCGACAUAAAAACCAUCAUCACUUCAUCCCAACCGGGCGACCUCAACCCAGGCUGGUUCGGUUUCUUCGCCGUCGUAACAAGCUUCGCCAACGGUGGCCUCAAUGUCCUAAAUGUCAACUACGUCCCCUUCCAACGGCACUACCUGCUCUUGAUAGUCAGCGGCGCUCUCACCGUCGUCGGAAACACGCAAUUCCCCAUCCUCCUCCGCCUCAUCAUCUACGCCCUCUCAAAAGCUUCGCCUAAAGCCUCUUGCCUCCGCCAAACCGCCCUCUUCCUCCUCCACUAUCCCCGCCGCUGCUUCAUCUACCUCUUCCCCUCCAAGGAAACCUGGUACCUGCUCGCGAUCCAAGUCGCCAUCGACACAACAAUGUGGGUUCUUUUCGAGCUCCUCAACCUCGGCCUCCCCGCCGUAAUGGCCCUGCCCCCCGGCACCCGCGCCGUCGACGGCCUCUUCCAGGCUACCGGCCUCCGCACUAGUGGCGCGUAUAUCAUCAGCAUAAGCAGCCUAGCCCCGGCGCUUCUGGUCGCUUAUCUCGUCACGAUGUAUAUCUCGUCGUUCCCGGUCGUGAUGGCGCUGCGCCAGACCAACACGUACGAGGAGCGCAGUAUCGGGCUCGACCGAGAUUCUGUGCACAGCGCGGGCAGCGCAGACAGCAGCAGUGGCAGCGGCGGCGGAGGCAGCGGGAGCGGUGCCCAGCUAGGCCCACACAUCCGCCGCCAGCUCGCCUACGACAUCUGGUUCCAGCUGCUGGCCUGGGGCGUGAUCUGCACGAUUGAGCGGGCCAAGCUCGACAGCAAUGCGCCGGGCUUCUCCAUCUUCAGCAUACUCUUCGAGAUUGUCUCGGCUUACGGCACAGUGGGCCUGAGCACAGGCGUGCCCUCCGACAGCUACAGCCUGAGCGGCGCGUUCGAUACGGGGAGUAAGCUGGUCAUGGCGGCUGUGAUGCUAAGGGGCCGGCAUAGGGGCUUGCCGCUGGCGAUUGACCGGAGCAUCUUGUUGCCGGGGGAGGACCUGAUGCAUCGGCUGGACAGGGAGUACGGCGAGCAUGGGGGGUGGGUGAAUGAGGAGGAGCGGGAGGAACGGGAGAAAUUGACGGAGCGGGAGAUUAGAAAGCGCGAGAUGGAUGGUGGAAGGGAAGACGAGAGAGGGGAGGAUGGGGUGCCACAUGUUGAAUUGUUGAGUUGAUGGUCUCUAUUUCUAAAUAUGGGGAUGCGGGAUGUCUCGCUAUAUGAUGGA
This is a messenger RNA of Aplosporella prunicola CBS 121167, 2339 nucleotides long. RefSeq lists its product as uncharacterized. The record is from RefSeq and is a predicted model, not a curated record. Gene Ontology annotation, cellular component: plasma membrane. Gene Ontology annotation, biological process: potassium ion import across plasma membrane; intracellular potassium ion homeostasis. The transcript has 3 exons. Lineage: Eukaryota; Fungi; Ascomycota; Dothideomycetes; Botryosphaeriales; Aplosporellaceae. The coding region runs from base 216 to 2288 and encodes 690 amino acids. Gene Ontology annotation, molecular function: high-affinity potassium ion transmembrane transporter activity.